AUGAAGGUCCCUCAAACUUUCGAGGAACAAACGGAAUGCAUCGUGGAUACCCUGCUCACCGACUUCCUGGGCACAGCACCAAAGGUUUCCAACCGGUGUCUACAAUGUUCAGAUCAACCAGACUCAGGAGAACCUUGCCCUUUUGACGUGGCCAUCGUUGCUGGUCGCCUUCGGAUGCUGGGGGACCAGUUCAAUGGAGAAUUGGAGGGCUAUGUCAAAAGCAUCAUUGAAGACACCACUCAGGGACAGGUGGAAGCUAAACUCAAGGAUGCAGUGAAAUCACUCAGCACGACCUGGUGUGCUCAGGAACCCAGCUUAGCCUAUGAGAAAGCCUUUUUGGGAGUGGCAGUGAAAUUUCUUGAGUGUGUGGCUCGCAUGGCCCCAACAAUGGCAAGGCUGGUGGCCUCCCCUGUGAUAAAUAUGAUCAAUGGGAACAAUGACAUCCGGGGGUUUAUCCAAAGCCAGGGAGGUUGGGAAAAUCUGGAGAGCUGAAGAAGUGGAACGAUUUCCCAACCUGGACGACAUCGUCUCCUCUUUGAGCUGGUGAUUCAAG
Molecule: messenger RNA, 553 nt
Organism: Echinops telfairi (small Madagascar hedgehog)
Lineage: Eukaryota; Metazoa; Chordata; Mammalia; Afrosoricida; Tenrecidae
Gene: BCL2L15
Product: BCL2 like 15
Exons: 4
Coding region: 1-492 (163 amino acids)
Biological process (GO): regulation of apoptotic process
Cellular component (GO): cytosol; nucleus
Source: RefSeq, a predicted model, not a curated record